Messenger RNA from Akanthomyces muscarius, 801 nucleotides. RefSeq lists its product as uncharacterized. Gene Ontology annotation, molecular function: oxidoreductase activity, acting on the CH-OH group of donors, NAD or NADP as acceptor. The transcript has 4 exons. NCBI's taxonomy places the organism in Eukaryota, Fungi, Ascomycota, Sordariomycetes, Hypocreales, Cordycipitaceae. Bases 1 to 801 code for a protein of 266 amino acids. The record is from RefSeq and is a predicted model, not a curated record.
AUGGAGCCUCUUCUCAACGGAUACAAUGCCUUUAUUACCGGUGCCGCCUCAGGCAUCGGCAAGGCCACCGCCCUCCACUUUGCCCGCCACGGCACCGCGGGCCUCGCCAUUGCCGACAUCAACAAGGACGCCCUCGACACGCUCGCCGCCACGCUCGCCCGCGACUUCCCGGCCGUCAAGGUCGUCCCCAUUGUGCUGGACGUGACCAGCGCCGCCGCCGUCAAGGCCGCCGUCGCGCGGACGGUGCAGGAGCUGGGCCGCCUCGACGUCGGCGUCAACAACGCCGGCGCCACGGGCACGACGAGCCUGACGCACGAGCUGCCAGAGGAGUCGUGGGACAGGACGCUGUCGCUGGACCUCAAUGCCGUGUUUUACUGCCAAAAGGAGGAGCUGGCGGUCAUGGUGGACCAAGAGAACCUUGGCCCUCGUCGUGGCCGCGGCGUCAUCAUCAACACGGCGUCGCUAUGGGGUCUGCGCGCGCCCGUCGUUCCGCUGUACCAGACUGCCUAUACGGCUGCCAAGCACGCCGUCGUCGGUCUCACCAAGUCGGACGGCAUCCACUACGGCCCGCACGGCAUCCGCAUCAACGCCGUCUGCCCCGGCUACGUCGAGACGCCGCUCAUCAGCAGCGCGCCCGAGAGCGAGCGGGUGGUUGGCUUCCUGCUCGACAACACGCCCGUCAAGCGCCUCGUCGACCCGGACGAGGUCGCCGACGGCAUCGUCUUUCUGGCGAGCCCGAUGAGCAGCGCCAUGCAGGCGUCGACGCUGUCGCUGGACCUGGGCAUCAGUAGCAGCAGCUGA